Rodentolepis nana is the source of this 2025-nucleotide messenger RNA. Lineage: Eukaryota; Metazoa; Platyhelminthes; Cestoda; Cyclophyllidea; Hymenolepididae. The record is from the annotation of a GenBank genome assembly.
AUGUCUUCCAACAACAAAUAUCGAGUUGGAGACUUCGUUUACUUUGAAACAAAUGCAACCGCUCCUUAUCAAAUACGACGGCUUGAUGAACUCAUCAUGACCCCAAAUGGCGUGGAAGCCAAAGUGACAUGUUACUAUCGCCGUCGUGACAUAUCAAACCACUUAAUCCAACAAGCUGAAAAAUAUUCCCAUUUCAUCAUAGACUUCCACGAGGCUGACGGAGAAAACGGCGAACCUCUUUCCGAACUCGAACGGCAUCAAGUCAAACACAGAGAGCUCUUUUAUUCUCGCCAUACUGAAACCUUGCCUGCGACACAUAUUCGUGGAAAGUGUGCUGUUACGCUUUACAGUGAUGUGGAACCGUUUACUUCCUAUGUAAAUAAAGAGGACUUAUUCUAUUACCGUCUCAUCUAUGAUCCGACAACUAAAAAGCUCUCUGAGGAUCGUGGCUCCAUGCGUAUUGGGUCAGAUUUCCAGUGUGACAUUCAGCCUUUGCUAACUAAGAGUGAUGAAGAUCCUCGUUUCAAAGAAACCUGGGAGGAGCUUCAAUGGGACCCCAAGAAUGCUCUCUCGUGCUCAGAAGUUGAUUCCUUUUCUACCGCGGCCAAAGGAGUCGGUCUUUAUGGACGGGCUUGUGAUCCGUCAACCUCUCUUCAGAAUCCCUACCUCAUGAAUGCUGCUUCGGCGGCUAGUCGAGAUAUCACCCUCCAAUUUGCUCAUGAUUGUCUCUUUAAAGCUGGUUUUGAUGUUAGAAAUGCCAUGUCCCUGCUUCUACCCGAUGGUCAUCCUGUUGUGUGCAGAGAUGAGUUAGAAGCUUGGUCUUUCCACGAAUGUGCUCUUUUCGAAGGUGCGCUGGAGAAGUACUCCAAAAUCUUCCCUGACAUUAUAACUGAUGUUCUGCCUUGGAAGACUUCCAAAUCUAUUGUGGAAUUUUAUUAUUUCUGGAAGACUACAGAGCGUUAUACACGUCGCAGGAAAGAAAAGAUGGUAGCUAAGGACUCGAGGCUGAAGCAGGUCUAUAUUCCGGAUUAUAGUAAACCUAAUUCCUCGGUUCUCUACAGCCGCACGGAUGGCACCGAACGAGGUUGUGAAUGUUGCCUUGUUGGUACAUCUGUCCAAUGGUACGCCUGGGGUCCACCCACACUUAUGUGUCGUCUUUGUUCCGGUUGUUGGAUGUACUGGAAGAAGUAUGGAGGUCUCAAGAACCCUGAUAAGCGAGGUGGUCUUUCCGUAAACUCACGUCCAUCCCCUGAACAGCGCGUCCAAGAUCGGCUUGAAGCUAGAAAAUCUGCGGCGGCGGCAGCAAAUUCCGUGGCGUCUUCUAAUGCUUCAACACCGGCUCCGUCUGACUCCUGUGGAGUAGGUCAUCAAAAGGCCCCCUCGCAUCACCCCCACUCGGAGACUAGUUUGGGAUCGACGGUCUUUCGGUGUACACAACCAAACUGUACUAAGGAGUUCCGCAGCAAAGACAAUCUUGCUACCCAUCUUGCUCAGAUUCAUAACCUAUCGGCUUCGGAAGUUCAAAAUUGCUUGCUGGCUACGCUCUCAGCAGCCACAGGGCUUUACCAACAUGGUGCAGGUACUCAGGGUAUUCACACGUCUCAAACAAUUCGAAUCAUCCGUACCCUUUGUCCUCUUUUGCUUCGUCCGUCUGUUCUCGCACGUCGGCCUUCAGAUUUGGCAAAUUUAACUGCUCAGCAAAGAUCGCCCAAGGAUCCAGUCAUUUCUUAUGAUGAUCUUCUUGUUCGUCUUAAAACUCUUGCCAAGUCUAGAAUUCCAGCUCUACGAGAUCCCCAAGCAGUGCUAAAUCGGAAGCUCCCUAAUCGUCCCAUCGCAUCGGCGAUUAAGAAACUCCAACAACGUCUGGGUCAAAAUGAAUUUUCGUUUCUCCCCAGCAAACGCCAAAAGGAGCCGAAAAAUGGAGACAGCUUAAACGGAAUUGAGUCACCCAUGGAGAAGCGACCUCGCUUAGAAGCAUCAGAAAACAACGGUACCAGCAAUGGACAUAUAUCGGCGGCGAACUAA